Sclerotinia trifoliorum is the source of this 1309-nucleotide messenger RNA. The record is from the annotation of a GenBank genome assembly. Lineage: Eukaryota; Fungi; Ascomycota; Leotiomycetes; Helotiales; Sclerotiniaceae.
AUGGCUACUCCAGACCAUUGUCUCUAUUGUUUCGAAGUUUUAACUGCUCAUCUCGAAAAACGUCCAUCGUUAUCCUUGGAAAAAGUUCAAGAAUUAUGGACAAUCUAUCCUAAAGGUCUCGAAUUAACCAGUUCAGAGGAAGAAGAUGAAGAAGAAAUGAAUCCUCAAACUCUUGAUUCAACUUCACAAAUUCAAUCAAGAAGAGAUCCAAGACCAGAUCCAAAUGCAAAUACAAAUUUAGCUCGUCAUCCUAUACUUCAACGUAUCACACGAUCUACUUCAGGAACCAGUACUCCAUCUUCUAGUUCCUCAUCUGAACGAACUUCUACUUCAAAUUCAACAUCUGCCACUACUCCUUCUAGCUCAACUACAUCUUUCACUCCUAUCGGUAUCGCCCCAUCUCCCCGUCAAACAACACAACUUCCUUCUUCCUCUCCUCGCAAUGUCCGGGAUUGGUCAUCCCCUCUCUUCGUAACCUGGAACACCCUAUCUACAUCCUCACACCCUCAUCAAAACUCCCCCACCCUUCGUGGAUGCAUCGGAACCUUCUCCUCCGAACCUCUCGUCACCUCUCUCCCAGAAUACGCCUUAACAUCCGCAUUACACGAUACACGAUUCUCCCCUAUCUCCCGAUCCGAGCUUCCCACGCUCGAAGUAGCAGUAACAUUACUCACCGAUUUCGAAACCUGUGCUCACCCACUCGAUUGGGAGAUUGGAGUUCACGGUAUUCGUAUCACAUUUUAUCAUAAGAAUAAACGAUAUGGAGCAUGUUAUUUACCAGAUGUAGCUGUAGAGCAAGAAUGGGGUAAGGAAGAAACGGUUGUGAGUGCGAUGAGGAAGGCAGGGUGGGGAGGUAGAAGGGAGAAAUGGAGAGAGGUGGGUCAGUUAACUGUGGUUAGGUAUCAAGGGAGAAAGGAAAGUGUUAGUUGGAAGGAAUAUAAUGAGUGGAGGAAUUGGGUGAAGAUGUUGGAUGAGAAGAAGGGUGAUAAUUAGGUAUUUUUAGUGGUUCUGUGAUGAUGCUGGAGAUGAUGGUAUAUGAAGCAUAUGAUGUUGUCAUGAACAAUAAUACAGUACAGUACAGAAUACAGAAGUACAGGAAGGAAAGAAAGGAAUAUCAUAUCAUACCAUCUCCUCACAACCUCACAAACCAAAGGAAAUAAAUAUAGCAGUAACAGCCAAGUCAAGCACAGUAUGAAGAAGACCAGCAGGGCAGGGACAUACGGUAUCUUAUAAUAUCUUACAAUAUAAUAUGAAUGGAUGAAAUAAUCCAUACCUACCUACCAGAACAUGAAGACUAAACAAACAAACA